Messenger RNA from Pyricularia grisea, 1239 nucleotides. RefSeq lists its product as uncharacterized. The transcript is spliced from 4 exons. Lineage: Eukaryota; Fungi; Ascomycota; Sordariomycetes; Magnaporthales; Pyriculariaceae. The record is from RefSeq and is a predicted model, not a curated record. The coding region runs from base 1 to 1239 and encodes 412 amino acids.
AUGGCUCGGGUCCAGCGGGACAAAGGCAGCUCCGGCCUCCAUGACUGCCAGCAUGGCGACCAAUGCCCAAGUCGACUUUUCCAUGCAGAUAGGAACGAGGUCACCGACUUGAACGCCCGCGUCAUUCCCCAGAUGAAUGGCCAGGCGGCGGACCGCCUUGCCCAGCUGGGCAUAUGUGAGCGAGUGGUCCCACCCGCAGAUGGCUUCGGCUUCUGGACGCUCCACGACGUGACGUCUGACCAUGUCGUGGAGGCACUCGUCGACCUGCUGCGGGGCCGGGUCGGUGCUGUUCCAGCUGUGAAUCGCCUCCUUGUCUUCAGCGGAGCAGAGAGUCAGGGCUUGACGGAAGUGUGCAAUGACGGUCUCCAUCAUGGGCUGGCUGAUGCUGGCAGCGUCGAAGUGGCAGUCCACAACAACGUUAUCCCCACGCACACUGCACUCCAUAGUGAUGGGGUAGGACUCGAAGACGUGGCCAGCUGCCGCCGACAGGUCGGGCUGGCUUUGCAAGAUGUCAUCAUCGCCUUUGUCUCCUGCGUUGUCGUGACCAGGCCCCGCUGUCUGUAUCACAAGAAGGGUCUGGAAGGCACACAUGUUGCGAGCAUUCGGUCCCAACUGGCGGAUAUUAAGCAGUCCGUACUGCUGGUGGGCGGCGACUCGGGUCCGGAGCAGUUUGCGGUCGGCCUUGGUGCUGCUGGAGACGGGUAUGAAAGAGAGUGGGAAAAAGUGGGAUGGGAUCAUGUAGUUGGGCAAAUGCGCCUCGAGGUCGGCGACCGCCUUGGCCAGCCGUCGCUCCAGGGAAGGAUCCAGAUUCAGGAGCAUGCCGGUGCUGGUGCUGGUGUUUUCGGUGUCGGCGGAGCGCAGGUCGUUGGCUUGGCAAAAGAACAUGGCCAUGCUGCCGGAAGUGAAAAUGACAUAGGCUGCGUCGCCUGGUGUGCAAAUAGCAUUCCAGUCCGUGACCUGGGGCGGAGGACAACGCUGCAGUCUCUGGUCCAGCUCAGCAUCUACUAUAACGAGAAUCAUGGUCGAGGCCAGCUCGGCGGAGCUUUCGAUGCCCGAGAACGUGCCAAGAAGAAUGGUCGAGGUGAGCUGCUCAAUGACCUCACGUCGGCGGCGCAGAGGAUGCUGCGGGUGCAGUGGCACAAAGGCCGCGCCGGCCUUGAGUACUGCCAGCACGGCCACGAUGUACCAAGCGGUGUGGCCGAAGCACAAGGGAACCUGCAUCCCAGGCAGGACACCUAG